AUGGAAUACAGCAUGACUCAUAAGACUGGUAGUACUUCGGUCCAGAAUAUAUUGUUUAGAUACGGCGAUACACAUGGCUUAACAAUAGCCGUUCCCCCGACAGAAGGGUAUUUAGGACAUCCAGAAUUUAAAAGAUCACUUCUACCCAAACUUAUUAAUCCAGAGACUGGACAACAAAUAUCAUACAAUAUUAUUACAAAUCACAUGAGAUUUAAUUAUGAAGAAGUUAAGGCUCUAAUGCCAUUCAACACUAAAUAUAUAACACUAUUGCGAAACCCAAACCAAUUGUUUGAAUCAUUGUUUCAUUAUUAUAAUCUAGCAAAACAUUUAAACUACACUUCUUAUGACAAUUUUGUGACUCAUUUAGAAACUAAUACAACGAUUGGAAAGUCAUUUAAACUGAAUCUAAGAUAUAAUCGUCGACUCGGAAGGAAUCAAAUGAGCUUUGAUUUGGGACUAAAUAUAACUCAAUUUGACGACAUGUCUGCCAUUUAUAGAUUCAUUAAGAAAUUGGAUGACAUUUUUGAUUUGGUUUUGAUUACUGAACGAAUGGAUGAGAGUUUGGUUUUAUUGAGACACGAGUUGUGUUGGACUAUAAGAGAUGUGAUUUCAUUCAAACUGAACGCUAGGAAACAACAAAAAUCAAUUGAAAGCAUAAAUAAAAAUAUUCAUAAAAUAUUGAGACUCAAUAGAGCCGAUCAUAUGCUUUACAAUCACUUUUAUAAAGUAUUUGAGAAAAAAGUUCAAGAUUUUGGUUUUGAACGAAUGAAAAGUGAACUCAAAUUACUUAAAGAAGAGACUAAUUAUUUAUACGAUGAAUGUGUUGAUCAAAAUACCUUGUUAUCCGAUAUACUGCCAAAACAUUUAUAUUAUUCGCCGGAUAUAAGUCGACUAAAACCCAAAGCAAAUUCCGAUGACAUUUGUGAACAGUUGACAGCAAUUGAAGGCUUUUAUAUCGAUGUCAUCCGACAGAAACAGAAUUAUUUGUAUGAAAAGAGUUUGAGAAAAGACAAA
This is a messenger RNA of Oppiella nova, 1014 nucleotides long. The record is from the annotation of a GenBank genome assembly. NCBI's taxonomy places the organism in Eukaryota, Metazoa, Arthropoda, Arachnida, Sarcoptiformes, Oppiidae.